AUUAUAACCGUGAGAUAAUUUCCGUUAGCUUUUUGUUGAAAUCCGUCGUCGUUGCAAUAUUUUUUAUUAGGAAAAAAACAUUAUACAUCUUCCCCGAUGUCAUGAUAUACGAACAACAGCGGACGUAAUCCCUUUUACCUCAAAUUCCUUCGUAUAUUUCUCUCCAUUUCUCUCCCCCGAUUUCUCUUCUUCCCCUUCCCCUUCACCUCAAAUUCAACAACAGCAGCUAAGUGGAAUACUUGAAACUACGAUUGCUUCACAGAAACCCCCCAACACAAACUCUCUCUUUGGACUCUGAGCGUCUCUCUGUUCUUGUCUUGGCCCUGCGCAGCCGUAGAGCCUUCAAGGCUCCCAUUGUUUCCGGCGCAUCGACGGGCUCCGGCCAGUAUUUCGUCGAUUUCAGGAUCGGAACCCCACCUCAGAGCCUCCUCCUUGGGGCGGAUACAGGCAACGAUCUCGUCUGGGUCAAGUGCUCUGCUUGCUGAAACUGUAGCAAACACCCUCCAGGCUCGGCCUUUUUGGCUCGCCAUUGAACCACAUUUGCUCCGAUCCACUGUUACGGCUCAGCGUGUCAACUCGUCCCUCACCCUCUGAAACACCAGCCCUUAACCACACUCGCCUCCACAGUACUUGCCGCUACGAUUACUCGUACGCCGAUGAGUCUAGAACAAGUGGGCUUUUUGCCACAGAGACGACGAUGUUGAAUACGAGCUAUGGAGGAGCUGCUCGGCUGAAAAACCUUGCUUUUGGUUGUGGGUCGGGGAAGCUUUAUAUUAUGUUGUGUAUCGUGAAGGAGCUAUUCAGAACCUUCAACUAUGGAGGGUGUUUGAAACUCAAGUUUUAGUUUUGGAGAGAACCUUCCAACUUAAAACGAUGGGUUGCUGAUGGGCAAUUCAACCAAAUCAUAUGAUUUAUUAGUUCUGAACACUGGGGGUCGGAUCAUGGUGGUCGAGUCAUUGGCGUUGCUGCUCUUCUGAUUAAUUGAGAAUAUUUCAUCUGCAUAGUUGGGAGGUAACACAGUAGAUCAAAAAAGAUGUUGGAAUGUUCUUCCCGUUUCCUGUCUCCUUUCCGCGAAGAAAGCGGUGAUGAAGAGUUGUCUAUGCUUCCUCGGCACACGAAAGUCAUUGUUACAGGGAACAACCGGACAAAAUCUGUUUUGGUGGGUCUGCAAGGGGUUGUCAAAAGGGCUGUUGGACUCGGCGGUUGGCACUGGCUGGACUACAUCUUGAGGACUCUGAUUGGCGCGGGUGAACAGCUUGAUGGGGUCUAUGUCUUCAAGGGUGUGGCACCGGUUCGAGCUUACAAGACAGAUGGAAUUGGGUCAUGCGAUUUGUGGCAUCGGAGAUUGGGACACCCUUCUUAUCAAACGAUUAACUUCUUAAUAUCAGUAAUAAUAAGAACGAAACCUGUGAUGUUUGUUUGAAGGCAAAACAAACUAGAGAUGUUUUUAUUCAAAGCAGCAAUAAGGUGACUGAUUGUUUUGCAUUAA
Molecule: messenger RNA, 1489 nt
Organism: Nelumbo nucifera (sacred lotus)
Lineage: Eukaryota; Viridiplantae; Streptophyta; Magnoliopsida; Proteales; Nelumbonaceae
Source: RefSeq, a predicted model, not a curated record